UCCAGAACGUGGCUGCCCCCCGGGAGGCCUCAGUGGCAUCAUCUAUAAAAUGGGCCUCCUCCAGUUACACCCAGGAAGGCACGAGGUGAGGCCUCAAUACAAUCGGACAAACUCUGGGGAGAAACAGGACACCCCCUGCCCUGAACGCAGAGGUCAGACAUCUUUAAUUUCACCCCUGGUUCAGCAAACCCUAACCAUGGACUUGGCCCUACGUGUCCAGCCUCGCUCUGGGAGUGACGUCACGGGGGAGAAAACACCAGAUUCUCAGUUUCUCCACCUGGUGCUCCGUGUCACACAAGAGGAGCUGUUUUGGGUGGCAUCCCCUGCCCAGGCACUUCACUCCCCAAACCACGUGAAAGGAGCCAGCAAAGUGGGUCAGACGCCGAGGUCAGCCGCCUCCUUCAAGUGGGUUUCCUCCUGGGACUCCGGGCGGAGCGGAGAUUCUCCCACAACUGCGGUGGGGCGAGGCAGGGCUUAUCUGCCCCCCUUCCUCACACUUCUUCAGAAGCAGUUGUCAAAACAACCAGACAACGCUCGGCUGCUUGGAAGGGGCCCCUGGAGCCAUGAAAUAAGGACUUGGGGUCCCGGUGGCUGGACCAGCCACAGGGCCUGCACUGCCGAGCCACCCCGUGAGACCAGCUGCCCGGCACCUCCACCCUUCCCAGGACGCCCGGCCACACCAAGCCGCCCCCUGCUUGGCUUCUGGAAAGAUCGAUCCCCCCUGCUCUCAGUCUCUGCCAAGGUCUUUACAUGGACAGCUUCCUCUGCGAGGAAUGCCCUUCUGUCUGCGUCCACCCGGCAGGCCACCGCCAAAGCAAGGCCUCUGGGGAACGUUGGGGGAACUUUGUGGAUCCAAAGCAUCCUCACCCGGGGGCAAGGGGUGUGGCUCAGGGACAGAGCACCUGCUUGGGCACCGGGUUCUAGCCCCGAUACUGAACGCUUUUUCUUUCAUUUACACACACACACACACACACACACACACUCAAACCCCACCAACCCUGGAGCUAGGAUUUGGGUCCAGAACUCCCCAGCACAGCGAGCUCCACCAUGUGGGCUACCUCCGCAAAUGCUUUCUUAGCUGGUUCAUUGACAGGGCAGGCUCCACUGAACAACCCACAGACGUGCGUGAGACAGACAAUGCGGUUCCUUUUCUUGGAAAGGGGACCUGAGGGCCUCAGAGGUGACCUCAGAGGAGGGCAGGCCCAGAAGAGCUGAAACGCAGUAGCGCUUGAUCGCGCAUUCUCUCCACAGCCCACAGCCUACCGCACCGUGGGAGGCCAGGCCGCCUCUCUAGAAGCGCAAGCUAGGAGGGCUGCCU
Molecule: messenger RNA, 1318 nt
Organism: Perognathus longimembris pacificus (Pacific pocket mouse)
Lineage: Eukaryota; Metazoa; Chordata; Mammalia; Rodentia; Heteromyidae
Exons: 2
Coding region: 50-1078 (342 amino acids)
Source: RefSeq, a predicted model, not a curated record